Molecule: messenger RNA, 687 nt
Organism: Mucor velutinosus
Lineage: Eukaryota; Fungi; Mucoromycota; Mucoromycetes; Mucorales; Mucoraceae
Product: Oxidored_FMN domain-containing protein
Exons: 3
Coding region: 1-687 (228 amino acids)
Source: RefSeq, a predicted model, not a curated record
AUGCGUUUCUCUUUUACUGCCGCUUUCGUCGGUGCUGCCGCCUUGAUCUCUUCCGUUUCUGCUGAUUUCUACAACCGUCUUAACGUGGAUGAUGCUGCCUUUUUGUUUGUUGAUCAUCAAACUGGUCUUUUGAACUUGGUUCAAGACUACAACCCUGAUACCUACUUGAACAACAUCAUGGGUUUGGCCGAGUCUGGCCAAAUGCCUGUUGUCCUCACCACCUCUCGUGAAGAUGGUCCCAACGGUAUCUUGCUCCCUGAGCUCAAGGCUUUGUUCCCCAACUCUAGCUAUGUUGCCAGGCCUGGUCAAAUCAAUGCCUGGGAUUCUGAAGAGUUCCGAGCUGCUGUCAAGAAGACAGGCAAGAAGCAAUUGAUCAUUUCAGGUAUUGUUACUGAUGUCUGUGUUACUUUUGUCUCCCUUUCUGCCAAGAAGGCUGGCUAUGAGGUCUUUGUUGUUACCGAUGCUUCUGGUACCUUCAGCGAGGCUGUCCGUGAUGCUUCUUGGUUGAGAGUGCAACAAGGUGGCAUUCAACUCAUGAACUGGUUUGCUGUUGCUUGUGAAUUGGGCCGUGAUUGGCGUAAGGAUAUCAACGGUAUGGCUGCUUUGUUCGCUAAGCGUUUGCCUUCUUAUGCUCACAUCAUGGACUCGUUUGCUGGUGCCCAAGUACUCGUUAAGGGCUCUGCUUAA